AUGAGUUCACCAUGGCCUUUCAUCGCCUGGGGCAUGGAUGUUAUUAGACCCAUUGAACCCGCAGCCUCGAAUGGCCACCGAUUCAUUUUGGUUGCCAUUGACAAUUUCACCAAGUGGUUGAAGGCAACAUCCCACAAAUCAGUAACAAAGAAAGUAGUGGCAGAAUUUGUGCGAAACCACAUCAUAUGCAGAUUCGGUAUACCAGAGUCCAUCAUAAUAGAUAAUGGAGCGAAUCUGAAUAGCCACCUAAUGAAGGAUAUCUAUGAACAAUUCAAGAUCACCCAUCGAAACUCAACAGCUUACCGGCCGCAAAUGAACGGAGCCGUAGAAGCAGCCAUCAAAAAUAUCAAGAGGAUAUUGAGGAAGAUGACUGAUAAUCAUAAGGGUUGGCAUGAGCAGUUGCCUUAUGCCUUACGGGGAUACCGUACCACGGUCAGGACUUCAACAGGAGCGACGCCAUAUUUGUUGGUCUACGGGAUUGAAGCAGUCAUACCCGUUGAAGUUGAGAUACCUUCCCUGAGAAUCAUUCAGGAAGUGGAAUUGGACAAUGUUGAAUGGGUCCGAGCUCGUCAUGAGCAAUUAGCUUUGAUUGAUGAGAAAAGAAUGGUUGCCAUCUGUCACGGUCAAUUAUACCGGCAAAGGAUAGCAAGAGCCUUCAACAAACGAGUCAGAACCAGACUUUUUCAUAUCAGGCAAUUGGUGCUCAAAAGAAUUUUUCCACAUCAAGACGAAUAUAAAGGGAAGUUUGCUCCCACCUGGCAAGGGCCUUACGUAAUCCGCAAAGUACUCUCUGGGAGAGCGGUAGUAUUGGCAGAAAUAGACGGCUAA
Messenger RNA from Lycium ferocissimum, 828 nucleotides. RefSeq lists its product as uncharacterized. NCBI's taxonomy places the organism in Eukaryota, Viridiplantae, Streptophyta, Magnoliopsida, Solanales, Solanaceae. The record is from RefSeq and is a predicted model, not a curated record. Gene Ontology annotation, molecular function: nucleic acid binding. The transcript has a single exon. Gene Ontology annotation, biological process: DNA integration. Bases 1 to 828 code for a protein of 275 amino acids.